Salmo salar (Atlantic salmon) is the source of this 3920-nucleotide messenger RNA. RefSeq names its product pleckstrin homology domain containing, family F (with FYVE domain) member 2. Gene Ontology annotation, biological process: endosome organization; endosome to lysosome transport. Lineage: Eukaryota; Metazoa; Chordata; Actinopteri; Salmoniformes; Salmonidae. The record is from RefSeq and is a predicted model, not a curated record. Gene Ontology annotation, cellular component: early endosome. Gene Ontology annotation, molecular function: phosphatidylinositol binding; metal ion binding.
UCUUACCUGACUUGUCUAGUUAAAUACAAAUAGUAAUUGUUUGACGAAACGAAGCUUCGGACGUCAUUGAUCACGUGCCUUUGAUAAAGCGUCUGCACACAGCUUCAAAAUAAACUGCUUAGCGAUUGCCUCGGCGCACCGGUAUUAAACGUAACAUCACUAGUUUAUGAAAGACAGAGUGGACUAACAACUUGUGCUAAUUAGCUAUCUGCAUCACUGACACCUGUGUGUAAACAAAAGACAGACGCCACAAACAUCUUGUCACUGAAAAAUACUGUCGGGUGCAACUGUGUUAACCGGUUAAAACAUUGUACAGCGAGGCUAAGAUGGUGGACCGGCUGGCGAACAGCGAGGCCAACUCCAAGCGGAUCCAGGUAGUCGAGGGCUGCUUCGGCGCAGCGGGCCAGCCACUGGUCAUACCGGGCCGGGUACUCAUCGGUGAGGGUGUGCUCACCAAGCUGUGUCGCAAGAAGCCCAAGGCGCGCCAGUUCUUCCUGUUCAACGACAUCCUGGUGUACGGCAACAUUGUCAUCCAGAAGAAGAAGUACAACAAGCAGCACAUCAUCCCGCUGGAGAGCGUCACCAUCGACACGGUGGCUGAUGAAGGCGACCUGCGGAACGGCUGGCUCAUCAAGACACCCACCAAGUCCUUCGCUGUCUACGCGGCCACCGCUACCGAGAAGUCAGAGUGGAUGAGCCACAUCGGCAAGUGCGUGGGCGACCUGUUGGAGAAGAGUGGCAAGGCGCCGACUGGCGAGCACGCCGCCGUCUGGAUACCAGACUCAGAGGCCACCCUCUGCAUGCGCUGCCAGAAGAUCAAGUUCACGCCCUUAAGCCGCCGCCACCACUGCCGCAAGUGCGGCUAUGUGGUUUGUGGCCCGUGCUCUGACAAGAAAUUCCUGCUGCCCAGCCAGUCGUCCAAGCCGGUGCGUGUGUGUGAGUUCUGUUACCUGCAGCUGGCCUCCGCAGGAGGGGGGACGGGCUUAGGCCCACGCUCGGACUCCUACAGCCGGUCAGGGUCAAAGUUCAACAACGUGUCGGACGACGAAGAUGAGGAGGACAGCAGUGACUGAGGAAGGCCCUCCUGACAGCCUUCCAUCUUCCCCUUUUAGUAAUCAAUUAGUAAUAUUCCACUUGUAAUUAUAAUUUUUUUUUCUCUCCGCAGCUUCAAAAUACCGUAGGAAGAUUCAUUCAUUGCACAGCAGUGUUUUGGGGAAAAGUAAUUUUUUCUUCUAGCUGAAAUAAACGCUUUUUAAUGAUAAUAUAGUGAAAUGCCUGAUGGGAAUUGUAGUAAGUUCGGUAAAAAUAUCCCACACACUAUUUGUAGUAUGGCUGCUUCCUGUAUGGCGUGCUCCACAGUCAUCCUCUUUGUUCUCCAUUAAACAGUGGACCUCACUACAGGAGAGAAUUAUGCUAAUGUCAUCCUCUCUUCUAUUAUAUUCUUGAUUUCAUUUCCCUUUUUUUCUUUUCAUUUCCCUUUUUUUCUCCCCCCCCACCAGAUGAACCUUAAGAGGUACAUGCCUCAAUGCUGAUAUUUCUUCAGGGAGAAGGGAUUAGCAUUCAGUCACACUUCACAUGGUCUACCUAACCAUUUAAAUAUUUCAGGUAAAAUACCUAUAGGUGCUUUUUUUCUCGGUUUGUACCUGCUUCAGUAUUUUCUAACCUAAAUAAACCCCCCUUAACUAACCUCUCAAAUGAUUACAGUAUCAAAGCCAGAAACAUAAACAGUGUGAUCUGUUGAUCUGUCUUUUGUAGUUAUUUGCUUAUGACAAAUCAGCUAAAGCUUUAUGAUUGUAUGGAGAAGCUCCUCUAGGUGUGCAUGUCAGCAUACAGUGGUGGCCAACUUUCAGUUUUGAAGUUGAAGAGUUUUUCUACACAGCUUAGCUUGUAAUAGCAUGUAUUUGAAAUGCACAUAUUCAAUCAUCCCGAAAAUGUACCUCACACAGACCUUAAUUUUCACACAGUGCCUUCUGAGAAAGUGAGUUGUCUGGGCAGGCCUGUUUUAAUGAGAUAUUGCAUCAGAGUAGACCCUAGUACUGUAACUUCUAUUUUCAGGUUGUGUUCUGUCGGUAUGACCCUAAGCUGAAUAAUGGCUGUAGGGAGAAGAUUGUGUCAUCAUUGUGUCGGUGUGUGUAGAUGCGCUAGAAAGCUUUACUUCAGAUAUUUUUGACUAAAUCAUAGAAGAAAACAUGCACCUAAAAAUAUUGUCAUGCUUUAUAGAGUACUGUCCAGUGUUGGAGAUAGUUAUCUGUUAGGUUUUGGUUCAUCUAGAGUAUUUGACAAGUUUCUGUCUGGAGUCUCCACUGAGUGCCUCUAGAGUGCUGUGAGAGCAGAAACUUGACCCGUAAUGAUCAGGAAAUCAGCCCAUUGUCUUACUGUGGUCUCCUCAGUAUGUGACUGCUUCCUAACCUGCCCUCAAAGUUCCAGGGUAUCCUGACCUGUCAGAAAAUAAAGCUGAACUGAACUUGCCUGAACAGAGGACGGGAAAUCAUUGCAUAACGUACAGGAAGUGUCUACCAUCGACUUCUCUCAGAGGAACCAAGACUGUCCCUGCCUCCCAUGUCCCUCUUCCAACUGAGCUUCCCUAUAAGGUAUGGCCAUUCUGUGUCAGCUGACACUGACAUGUGAAAGGCUUGUUGGAGGACUAAUGAUGACCUACCCACAACCACCAUCACUUUUUCACGCUGUGAUUCGAAUAUGAAAUGCACUAACCAUUUCAGGUUUUACACUCUGGGACAGACAGAUCUAAUUCAAUCACUUUCAGUCUGGGCAUAGUUUAUCUUCCUGUGUUUCCAUGGGAAUCCUUUCUCUCCUUUUUUAAAGCAACUUGUUUUUACACCUAAGCAGUCAGGCUCACAGGUGGCAAAGACUUGAACUAAUUUGCAGUCUUUCAGUGUAAUCUGGAACGUUUAUCCUGAGAAAUGUGUGUUUGAGUGACAGAACUAACAAAAGGGAUCAUUUUUCUUUCCUUUUCUUUUUUAGCUUCUCUAAGAAGUAACUGUAGAACCCUAUAAAAGUCAAUCUCUUUGGCAAGCAAUAAGACAUGAGACGUCAUACAGUACUUCGAUCUAAAUCUCCUACCCCAUUAUAUCUGAUUAUCAGGUUGUAUUGUUGCAGAUGCUCAAAAUACUACUUCCCUCACUGUAUUGAAGGUUUAUCAUUAUACUCAAACAAGUUUUGCUGUUGAUCCUACUUAUAGAUAUUGGGCACAUCUAUAUUAAUGCAAAUCCUACCAUAAUCUGUAGUUUCCUUAAUCAACACUUUUCUUUUCUUUCACCUCACUUAAGGAAUAUUUUGAAAUGACUUCUGUUGAUUUUGUAUAUUUGUAUAGUGUUUGGGGUUUGUUUUGUACAAUAUACUAUGUAGUUAUACAAAUGCCGCUGUUUCAGGUCUCCUUGUGCACGUCUCACCUUCAUGUAUGGACCGGAUUAAACACCUGCACUUUACUCUCUUUCUCUGGAGAGAGGUCGUAAACGAGCUACAUUGCCGCUGAGACCGUAGACUGACAGGACAGGAUUUCCUGUCUGACAUCACCUCAGGAGAGUGACCUAGGGGUACCUACACAACCUGAGAAUGAACAUUGUACACCCAUUAAGCAAAAAUGAUGUCUGAACACAGAACUGAGGGAACAUUGUGAGAUUUCUGAAAGGGAGCUUACCAUACGUUUUUGAGUUAGUUUUCUUUGCCUGCUUAUCUGGUUUGGUUUGUUAACCUCUCAAGUCUCAUGGAAUUGAAGUUCUCUCCAUUGCUAUCGGGUGGUGUUUUUUGUUGUUUUCUCUCAGAAUAUUUUUUUUCUGUUGCCAUUUAAAUUCUCAUUUUAUAAGUCUUAAAAGGGCUUAAACCUGAAUGUAAUACAGCAUAUCAUCAUUGGAUACUAAUUUUCUCUGAAUUGAAAUAUAUAAAUACCAUAUUGCCUAAAA